CGCCCGGCCGCCGCCGCCGUCAUGGGGGAGCUGGUGCGGGAGGAGCUGUCGGCUUUGGCGGCUAUUUUCUGUGGGCCGGACGAGUGGGAGGUGGUGAGCUGCUCAGAAACAGAUGGAGCUUCAUUCAGAAUUAACACCAGUGGACAAGGAUUUUUGGAUGAAAAUAUACCAUUAAAACUAUCAUUUCAUUUACCAGCUACUUACCCAUUUUGUCUACCAAGGAUCUCCGUUAAUUCUCAGCACCUUACCAGGGCACAGUGUACAGUUAUAAAAGAGAAGCUACUUGAACAAGCAAAAAAACUUUUGUCUGAGCCGAUGGUACAUGAACUGGUUCUCUGGAUUCAACAAAACCUCAAACACGUCAUUGGGCAACCAGAAACAACUGUUAGCUCUGAAAACUGCACUUUGUCAACAAGUACGUCGAUGGAUGAUGGAACAUGGAUAGCCCUUUUGCAUAUAGAUCACAUGAGAGCAAAAACUAAGUAUGUCAAAACUGUGGAGAAGUGGACUUCCAAUUUAAGACUUACUGGAAGACUGAUGUUUUGGGGCAAAAUAAUACUCGUUCUUCUACAAGGAGACAGAAACAGUAUCAAGGAAUACCUGAUUCUUCAGAAAACCUCCAAAGUUGAUGUGGACUCAAGCGGAAAGAAAUGCAAAGAGAAAAUGAUUAGUAUACUCUUUGAAACAAAAGUACAGAUGGAACACAAAAGGUUCCUGGCAUUUGAAGUCAAAGAGUAUUCAUCGUUGGAUGAGCUACUAAAGGAAUUUGAAGCUGCAGGGCUUAAGGAGAUGUUCUCUGAGUUUGUACUUCCACUGGUAAAAUGAAAUAAAAAACACAGGAGUCUUUUAGUAAAA
Messenger RNA from Vombatus ursinus (common wombat), 855 nucleotides. RefSeq names its product RWD domain containing 3 (gene RWDD3). Gene Ontology annotation, molecular function: protein binding. The record is from RefSeq and is a predicted model, not a curated record. The transcript is spliced from 4 exons. NCBI's taxonomy places the organism in Eukaryota, Metazoa, Chordata, Mammalia, Diprotodontia, Vombatidae. Gene Ontology annotation, biological process: positive regulation of protein sumoylation; positive regulation of hypoxia-inducible factor-1alpha signaling pathway. The coding region runs from base 22 to 825 and encodes 267 amino acids.